AUGGCAAAUGGCCUUCCUUCAUCACCGUCUCCGGAAGGCACCGACAGCACCCGCUUCACACCAGUGAAGCUCGACCAAGAAGACGCCGAAAAGCCUCCCCGCCGCGAUGAUGACUCGUCAAAGGAUCCGUUCCUCGUCGCGUUCAGCGGGGAUGACGACCCUCGAAGCCCUCGGAGCAUGUCGAACGCCCGGAAAUGGCUGAUUGUCAUCGUCGCCUCCACGACCAUCGUCACCCUGGGUCUGAGCUUGUUUGUCAUCGGGCUUGGAUUGGGGCCGAUGUUUCUGGCCCCGUUGAGCGAGUUCUACGGCCGAAGACCUGUCUAUAUCAUCUCCAUGUUCUUGUUUGUCAUCUGGAUUAUCCCCACGGCUCUCGCGCAGAAUCUGGCAACCAUCAUGAUCUCCCGUUUCCUCACCGGCUUCGUGGGCUCGGCCUUUCUCAGCGUCGCCGGAGGCACUGUCGGCGAUCUUUUCGAUAAGCAUAGCUUGGGAGCUCCCAUGAUGAUCUACACGGCGAGUCCAUUUCUUGGUCCAGAACUAGGCCCUAUUGUUGGAGGUUUCAUCAACUACAACGUCAACUGGAGAUGGUCGUUCUAUGUCUUGAUCAUGUGGUCCUUCUUCCAGUGGGUGGCGCUCUGCUUCUUCGUCCCGGAGACGUAUCACCCUGCCGUACUGCGCAGUCAUGCCAGAAAGCUGCGCAAAGAGACAGGAGAUGAUCGGUACUACGCGGCCAUUGAAAAGCUGGAUCGGUCCAUCAUCCAGACUAUCAUCAGAUCCUGCUAUCGGCCGUUCCUCCUCUUGUUUUUCGAACCCAUGUGUCUGUGUCUGUGCCUUUUCUGCGCCGUGCUCCUCGGAGUUCUCUAUCUCUUCUUCGAAGCUUUCCCCUUGAUUUUCGAAAACAACCAUGGUUUCAAUCUGUGGCAGGUCGGUCUCAGCUUUCUCGGUCUGACCGUUGGAAUGAUUCUUGGUGUUUCCACGAACCCACUAUUCCAAAAGAAUUAUAUGAAACUCUUGGCUAGACAUGAAGCCGAGACGGGAGAAAAGGGUGGCUCAGAACCGGAAUAUCGUCUUCCUCCUGCAGUUGUGGGAGCUCCCCUUGUCACGAUUGGCCUUAUGUGGUUCAGCUGGACAACAUAUGCUUCUGUCCACUGGAUCGUCCCCAUUAUCGGCAGCACGAUCUUUGCUAUCGGUCUAGUCAUGGUCUUCUCAGGUGCCUUCACCUUCCUGGUAGAUGCCUAUCCCACGUACGCCGCAAGCGCCCUCGCUGCCAACAGCUUUGCACGAAGCAUGUUUGCAGGUGCUUUCCCCCUCUUCGGCACGCCAAUGUAUAAAAACCUCGGAUACGAGUGGGCAUCCUUCCUACUUACGAUGAUCACCGUCUGCCUGCUUCCAUUUCCGUAUAUCUUUUACAAGUACGGGAAACGAAUCCGUCAGAGAAGCAAGUUCGCUACAUCAAUAUAAAGACGGCUCACGACUGAACUUAAACUGAAACGAAAAUUAAAAGCACGACGACUACCGUAAAGUCGAGUCUAUUCCAGACUUGACCAUCCAACACUACGAUCACGCAUUCGCAUGACAGCGCUGGGAUUUCAUUUUUUUUUUUUUUUCAUUUCCAUCUUCCUUGAAAU
Molecule: messenger RNA, 1625 nt
Organism: Penicilliopsis zonata CBS 506.65
Lineage: Eukaryota; Fungi; Ascomycota; Eurotiomycetes; Eurotiales; Aspergillaceae
Exons: 11
Coding region: 1-1458 (485 amino acids)
Biological process (GO): transmembrane transport
Cellular component (GO): membrane
Molecular function (GO): transmembrane transporter activity
Source: RefSeq, a predicted model, not a curated record